Messenger RNA from Ixodes scapularis (black-legged tick), 2312 nucleotides. RefSeq names its product protein asteroid homolog 1 (gene ast). The record is from RefSeq and is a predicted model, not a curated record. The coding region runs from base 151 to 2226 and encodes 691 amino acids. Lineage: Eukaryota; Metazoa; Arthropoda; Arachnida; Ixodida; Ixodidae. The transcript is spliced from 3 exons. Gene Ontology annotation, molecular function: nuclease activity.
UCAGCCGUACGAAAACUCCGUGACGCGCGAAUUGCGCCUAGUUGUGUUUGGAAGAGGAAGUGUGGCUAAGUGUUAGUCACGAGGGUUUGGUGAGUAACUUAAACAAACGCACAGGGCAAUGCGUAUGAUUCUGCAGGUUGACCGGUGGUUAUGGGAGUUCGUGGUUUAAGCUCCUUCUUCAACCUGAAUCCCGAUCUUUCGGAAUGGAAGAAUCUUCACGACACCAAGUUGGUCAUCGACGGCAACAAUCUGAUUUACAUGCUGUACUACAGCUCACAUCUAGAAUGUGUUUAUGGCGGCGAUUAUGACAGGUAUGCAGCGGCAAUCAGAAAUUAUUUUGGCAUCUUCAAGACUUGCAAUGUCGAGGUCAUCCUCGUGUUUGACGGGGGCCACGACGUCUCGGACAGGAAGCUCAAGACAUGCCAACGCCGCCUCCAGGACCGCCUAACCACCGCCAAAGCCAUCGCACGAACUGGAGCAGCCAACCAGAAGAUAUUGCCCAUUCUGGCUCAUGAUGUCUUCAAGGAUGUCGUUCGGGAGCUUGGCAUUCCCGUCAUGCAGUGCAGCUCCGAAGCAGACGAAGAGAUAACCGCUAUCGCAAACCACUUUGGAUGCCCAGUUGCCAGCCAGGACAGCGACUUCUACAUCUUUGACAUUGCAGGGGGCUUCAUCCGACUCGAUUCUAUCGCCAACGUUCCCUCGACAAUUGCUGUUGGUGACGCGAAAGUGAGCGCUCUCUCCUGCCGGUGGUACCACAUAGACCACUUACUAGCUCACUUCCCGGGCUUUGACCGCUGUCUGCUGCCCCUCUUUGCGACCCUGCUGGGUAACGACUUUGUCAACGGAAGCACAUUCGAAAACUUUCUCGGCAGAAUCAAGCUCCCGAAGCUGUCCAAACGGAAGUUGAAGAUCAGCAAGCGACACACCAACAUGAUCGGGCUCCUGCACUGGUUGCAGAUGGCCACAAGUGUCGAAGGCACAAUCUCACAAGUGCUGGUCACGCUGAAGUCCGGAGUCCGCGACGAAGCGGAGAAGUCGAUCCGCGACGCAGUGAUACGCUACGGAGCCCGCAGCUCGUCGUUCGUGAGGAACCUCCAAGACGGCAGCCAGCUCGAACUGCUCAAUUCGUCGGGAGUGCCAUUUCCACGGUGGUUUGCGGAGCAGUUCUUUUCCGGCGUGCUGAGCCCGUACCUUCUCAACGUCGCCAUUGUGCACAAGGUGUUUCAUCUCACUCAGAUAGACUGCUUCGAGAUGCCAAGCAGCUACGCCUGUUCGCUUCCGCUGCGGAAGACACUUUAUGGCCUCGUUUUGGCUGCUGAGGAAGGUUCGGAUGUGGCCGUUGAGGAGUUCGACAGGGAGGGCAAAAACAUGGUCAGGCGUCUCGAACGGCCAUCGUACGAAGUUUCUCGUUUUGGACGUCUGCCGAAGUUACAUAAAAUCGAGGAGCUGGACGUUUUGACCAGGCGCAGGCUGUUUGACUGCAUCUUCGAGUUCGACGCCUGCGCGCUAAAAUACCCAGAGCCCUUGCACAUCAUGCUGGCGGUCGUCAGCUACUGGCUGCAACACGCGUGUUCGCCGACCAACGAAAACCUGCUCCGUUCGUUGCUGCUGAACACGGUUCUCCUGCGGUUACUUCCACAAGCAACCCAGUCCUCAAAGAAAGUCUGCGGCAAACCGAGGUCUACAUCAGAUGACCCAAAUCCCAUACACAUUCAGGAAGUCUUACUCGGUGUGCAGGACGAGCAGAUGACGCAGGUCGUCAUCGACGAGACCUGCAAGAACUUCUCAAAGUUUUGGAGCCGCCCCACGCACAACCACGCGCGGCACUUUGACGCCGACCUCGUUUAUUCGUGCUGCCAGCUACAGACGUGCCUGAUGUUUGCGAGGUCGAUCAACAGGGUGCUCCUUCGGCCGUACAGUGACGCACAGUUCCAUCGGUCGUUCAACGGCACUUUCCUCUACAACUUCACCAAAGAACUGGACACGCGACCCAAGCCAGACCUCUUCAUAGCCGAGUACCUCGGACGGGGUUCUCCUCUCGAAGUUGCGUUUUCGGGAUUUUACAAAGAGUUCCGCAGCAUUCUGCCAGACUGCUGUUUUGAGCGAAGAGCUGCGCCAUCUAGGAAGAAGAAGAAGAAGAAGCGCAACGUCAGCGACAAACAUACCGACGGAGAAGAGUCUGAGGAGUCGGUGGUGCUGUUGACGAAUCGGUUUGCAGACCUGUGACAUGGGGAUGAAGCCCAUUUCCACAUUGUGCAUACUAUAUACAUUUUUUUAGAAUGUCGUCGCAAAACACAAGGAACUAUAUACGA